CUUACUUUUCGACGCGUUCAGGGCCUGUCGUGUGUCUGCAGCCGCACUGGUCGGGAAUAUUCGCUUGACGAUGAGCGCAGUGUGGCUCGUCCGUGCCGCCGACCGUGCCGCGCGCGGAUCUGGGGCUCGUUUCAGAAUUGAAACCUUCACAGCCAAUGGCUACGCGACUGCCACACCUCAAGCAAACAAGACUCAACUGUCUGGAUGCCGGCAGCCAAACAGUCCAGGGUCCUGCUCGUCAACUGUGUUCCUCAAGCUCAAGAGCCAAGAAAUAAUGACUGGGCCUGCGUCGCCGCCCGCGUCCAGCUUGGGGCUGUUUCGCUCUGAUCUGGAAAGGCGUGCAAGGUUGUGGCAUGCAAUUUUGACCAUUCGAUCGCCACGUCAAACUGAUGCCAGUGCGAUGCGCCUUAAUCCGAGCUAAUAUGAGGUUCGCGACACUGGGCGACAACGGUCGCGCAGUAGACUUUCGUUAGCGCGGGUUUUGUUUUCAGGUUCCCCUUCACCUCGAGUUCUCCCAGAUUUUCUCUUCAGUUCUUAUUGUUCACUAUUGAUUUUAUUGUUGAGCCCGAAGACUCGUUGCCUU
Didymella exigua CBS 183.55 is the source of this 583-nucleotide messenger RNA. RefSeq lists its product as uncharacterized. The transcript has a single exon. Bases 71 to 421 code for a protein of 116 amino acids. Lineage: Eukaryota; Fungi; Ascomycota; Dothideomycetes; Pleosporales; Didymellaceae. The record is from RefSeq and is a predicted model, not a curated record.